UUCUCAUUCCGGUAGCUAAUCCCUUUAAUUGAUCACAAUGAGUCUUCCGUCGAACCUGGCUCCCAGUGCGGCUAGCCCGGACUGGAUGAACAAAGGUGACAAUGCAUGGCAGCUCACAGCAGCAACUCUAGUGGGAAUUCAGAGUGUUCCAGGGCUAGUCAUUCUGUAUGGCAGCAUUGUGAAGAAGAAAUGGGCUGUGAACUCUGCAUUCAUGGCGCUUUACGCCUUUGCUGCGGUGCUUGUUUGUUGGGUAGGGUGGGGGUACCAGUUGUCAUUUGGGAAUAAGAAGAUGUUUCCUUUUAUGGGGAGGCCUGAUGUGGCAUUGGACCAGAAGUUUUUGUUAGAGCAGGCUUUUGCUGGGAUGCUUCCGAAUGCUACAAUGGUGUUUUUUCAGUUUGUUUUCGCGGCCAUAACGCUGAUUUUGAUAGCAGGGGCGUUGCUAGGGAGGAUGAACUUUGUAGCAUGGAUGUUAUUUGUUCCACUUUGGUUAACAUUUUCGUAUACAAUUGGUGCUUAUAGUAUAUGGUCUCCUUGGGGAUGGUUGUCCACUAGGGGCAUUAUUGAUUAUUCAGGUGGCUAUGUGAUUCAUCUUUCUUCUGGUGUAGCCGGUUUCACCGCAGCAUUUUGGGUUGGUCCAAGGGCAACCAAGGACAGGGAGAGGUUUCCUCCAAACAACAUACUCCUGAUGCUCGCAGGAGCAGGUUUACUUUGGAUGGGGUGGAGUGGAUUCAAUGGUGGAGAUCCUUAUGUUGCCAGCACUGAUGCAUCUCUGGCCGUCCUUAACACACACGUGUGCGCUGCCACCAGCUUGCUCACUUGGCUCAUGCUAGACAUUAUUUUCUUCGAAAAGCCAUCUGUCAUCGGUGCCACACAGGGCAUGAUCACAGGCUUAGUUUGCAUCACUCCAGCCGCUGGUGUGGUACAAGGUUGGGCAGCAAUUACAAUGGGAUUGUUAUCAGGAAGUAUUCCAUGGUACACAAUGAUGGUCCUUCACAAAAAAGUAUGGUUCUUGAAACAAGUUGAUGACACAAUGGCAGUGUUCCACACUCAUGCAGUUGCUGGAAGCCUAGGGGGCAUCCUCACCGGCUUCUUCGCGGACCCAACGCUUAACCGAAUGUUCUACAACCUUCCUAAGGAGUCAGAUGCUUGGAAGAAAUACAUAGGACUUGCCUAUGGACUUCACAAUGGGAGGACUACAGCAGGCUUUAGACAAAUGGGAAUUCAACUACUUGGAAUUUUUUUUGUGGUCUGUUUAAACCUUGUGACAACCAGCAUUAUUUGCUUGUUAAUCAGGCUUAUUGUUCCAUUAAGAUUAAGUGAUGAGGAAUUAGAGAAUGGAGAUGAUGCCAUACAUGGGGAAGAGGCCUAUGCACUCUGGGGUGAUGGUGAAAAAUAUGAGAACUCAAAGCACAACUCUGUGUAUGGUAUGGAGGAGAUCAAUACUACAAGAGCCCAAGUUUGAGAACUUUGAUUGUGGGCUUGUGUUUAUGAAAAUUUGGGCAGGCCCAUGAUUGUUUAAGGUUUUAUUUCAUCGACAGAAACUUUGUUUUGAGGUAGGGUUUGAUGUUGAAAUAAAUAUUAUUUAUGACAUAAUUUUGUUUUGCCCUUAAUAAAAUUUUAAGCUAAUGUGAAACAUUAUUUCCGUCA
Daucus carota subsp. sativus is the source of this 1647-nucleotide messenger RNA. Its product is annotated as ammonium transporter 2 member 5. Gene Ontology annotation, biological process: ammonium transmembrane transport. Lineage: Eukaryota; Viridiplantae; Streptophyta; Magnoliopsida; Apiales; Apiaceae. The record is from RefSeq and is a predicted model, not a curated record. Bases 38 to 1462 code for a protein of 474 amino acids. The transcript has 3 exons. Gene Ontology annotation, cellular component: plasma membrane. Gene Ontology annotation, molecular function: ammonium channel activity.